CUCGAGCGCUGUCAGACGGCCAGGUCAGCACGGCGGCAGCGACGCAGCUCGGCUACAAGAAGGAGCUGGCUAACUAACGAACCGUGCUCACUUAAACAACGUUUCCCUGUCGAAAUCUGCGUUGAGUAAAUACAAACUGCGACGUAUUGCACUCGCGAUAAAAUGAAGAGGCGGAUAGACUCGGCUUUUGUGCCGGUUUUCUUGCUGUUUGCUUUGCAUUCGUGCUCGGCUUUCUAUCUUCCGGGUUUAGCCCCUGUGAGUUUUUGUGAAGAGGGCAAAGGAGGCGAUGAUUGCCAGGUGAACAUCCAGCUAUUUGUAAAUCGCUUGGACUCAGUGGAAUCAGUCCUGCCUUAUGAGUAUGAUGUGUUUGACUUUUGCAAAGAUGCUGAAGAAAAGAGGCCUUCUGAGAACCUCGGACAGGUGCUGUUUGGUGAAAGAAUCGAGACAUCGCCGUACAAAUUCAGCUUCAAUAAAGAGGUGAAAUGCAAGCCAGUAUGCACCAGAACUUACGCAAAGGGCAAUCAAGACAGCAUAGCCAAACUGGAUUUCCUCAAGAAGGGAAUGCAGCUGAACUACCAACACCACUGGAUCAUCGACAACAUGCCAGUGACCUGGUGCUAUGAAGUCGAGGACAGUCAGAAGUACUGCAACCCUGGUUUCCCCAUUGGCUGCCUUGUCACACCAGACGGUCGAGCUAAAGAUGCCUGUGUAAUUAAUGCUGAGUUCAAUAAGAAAAACACCUUCUACAUCUUCAACCAUGUGGACAUUAAGAUCACUUACCACAGUGGAGCACAAGAGGGAUGGAGAGGGGCUCGACUGGUGGCUGCCACCCUGGAGCCUAAAAGUAUCAAGCAUUCAGAUGAGAAAAACCCAACUUGUGGUGAAGGCCCACCAAUGGAGAUCCCUGGGGAGUCUGAUAGUGAUGUGGCGAUAACUUACACCUACUCUGUGACUUUUGAGGAAAACAAUUCUAUCAAGUGGGCGUCUAGGUGGGACUACAUCUUGGUUUCCAUGCCGCACACCAACAUCCAGUGGUUUAGCAUCAUGAACUCCUUGGUCAUUGUCCUCUUCCUGUCUGGCAUGGUGGCCAUGAUCAUGCUGAGAACACUCCACAAGGACAUCGCCAGAUACAACCAGGUGGACCAGGCAGACUUGAUAAAGCUUGCAUCGAUCUCAGGACAAACACCUUUCUAUGAGGACGCCCAGGAGGAGUCGGGGUGGAAACAAGUACACGGGGAUGUUUUCCGCCCACCCAGGAAGGGCAUGUUGUUGUCUGUGUUCCUCGGACAGGGCACCCAGAUCUUCAUCAUGACCUUCAUCACCCUCUUCCUGGCCUGUCUGGGUUUCCUGUCCCCAGCCAACAGAGGUGCUCUCAUGACAUGUGCCGUGGUCCUCUGGGUUCUGCUGGGCACCCCUGCUGGAUAUGUAUCUGCACGCCUGUACAAAACUUUUGGAGGUGAAAAGUGGAAGACAAAUGUCCUGUUGACGGCACUCCUAUGCCCUGGGAUUGUGUUUGCUGACUUCUUCCUCAUGAACCUGAUCCUUUGGGUGGAGGGUUCCUCAGCAGCAAUCCCCUUCGGUACUCUCGUGGCCAUUUUGGCCCUGUGGUUUGGUAUCUCUGUGCCCCUCACCCUUGUCGGUGCCUACUUUGGAUUCAAGAAACCUGCAAUAGAGCAACCAGUGCGAACCAACCAGAUUCCCCGCCAGAUUCCAGAGCAGUCGUUCUUCACAAAGCCCAUCCCUGGAAUAAUCAUGGGUGGCAUCUUGCCCUUUGGCUGCAUCUUCAUUCAGCUUUUCUUCAUUCUCAACAGCAUUUGGUCUCACCAGAUGUACUACAUGUUUGGGUUCCUGUUCCUGGUUUUCAUCAUUCUGCUCAUCACCUGCUCUGAGGCCACAAUCCUGCUCUGCUAUUUCCAUCUAUGCGCUGAGGACUACCACUGGUGGUGGCGUUCCUUCCUGACCAGCGGCUUCACAGCAGUUUAUUUGUUCAUCUAUGCUGUACAUUAUUUCUUCUCCAAGCUGCAGAUCAUUGGAGCAGCUAGCACCAUUCUCUACUUUGGCUACACAAUGAUCAUGGUCCUCAUCUUCUUUCUUUUUACAGGUACCAUUGGCUUCUUUGCCUGCUUCUGGUUUGUAAAUAAGAUCUACAGUGUGGUCAAGGUGGACUAGAGGACUGAGGGGAAACACUGACUCCUUUCACUCCCAGUACUGGCCGCCUUAGUGCUGGUUUGGAGAGGAAAUGGUCUGAAUAGACCCGAACUGGAAUCAUCACUUAUCUAAGAAAAGCCCUAAAGAGCAAAGCCCGUCCUCUUUUGUGCUUUAAACCUCUGUUGCAAUUGUUUCUGUUUGUUUUUUUUUUUUUUGUUUGUUUGUUUUUUUAAAUAAUUCUGUGUUCACUUUUGACCAGUAAAUAGUUCUGAGUGGCACCUUUGAACAUCAGGGUGAAUUCCAGUGAUCUGGUUGUCACAGUGAGCGACUUGUUCCAGUGGGUUUAACAGGAAAAGUUUGUUUUCUUUUUUUCUAAUGAAAAUAAAAGGCUCUGUAUUUUGCUUUUAUAUUCCCAUAUGGCUAAAUUACAUUUUUUCACCACUUCUGCUGCAGUGAUGAAAUAUAUGUGUGUAUGUGUGUGUAUGUGUAUUUCUGUAUAUAUAGAGGGAGAGAUACUUAAAGAAUGUUACCAGUAUGGCGCUGUCCUUAAAGACAUGAUCUUUUUUUUUUUUUUUUUUUUUUUUUUUAAACUGUUGGAAGUGAAGACAGGGCUAUAAAUUGUUAAUUAUCAUCAGCCUAUAUUGUAGUUCAGAAAUUAUAUAAAAUACUGAUAUUGGUAUGAUACAUGUCAGUUCUUUCUUAUGUAAUGGUUACAUUUCAGUUGGCUUCAAAUCAGCCCGUGACCUGGGUUAUGAAACACAUCUGUAUGGUAGAGGUUUAGGCUCCAGCUGCAGCUGAUGUGUUAAUGACAUGCCCGGUUUGCUUCACCACAGAAGAGGUUCUCACUAAGUUAAUCAAAAUGAAGACCAUGAAUUUGCUGACGAAGUACAUACACAAAUGCACACUUGUAGAUGUUAGUAAGUGGUUUACUGAUCUGUAACUACAUAAAACACUGCUGACUUUUGCUUCUAGCAGUGUGGAGUCAUCACCCAAGGUGAUAACAUUUUUACAAAAUAAAUGCAAUUAAUUGGAACACUCUU
Messenger RNA from Myripristis murdjan (pinecone soldierfish), 3188 nucleotides. RefSeq names its product transmembrane 9 superfamily protein member 5 (gene tm9sf5). Lineage: Eukaryota; Metazoa; Chordata; Actinopteri; Holocentriformes; Holocentridae. Gene Ontology annotation, cellular component: membrane. Gene Ontology annotation, biological process: protein localization to membrane. The coding region runs from base 163 to 2169 and encodes 668 amino acids. The transcript has 18 exons. The record is from RefSeq and is a predicted model, not a curated record.